AUGGCCGACGAUCAGGUUCACGAGACCGUCCCCGACGAGACGACCGAUGCGGGCGCCGACGUCGAGAUGACCGAGACAACUGAACUCGCGAAGGGUGCGGAGGGUGGCGAGGGCGGCGACACUGCCGAGGAUGCCAACGGUGCCGAGAAAACAGACGCCGACACGGAAACCGUCGAGCCUCGCAUCUCCUUUGCCACGUACCUGAAGAGUCCAGUUGUCACCCUGAUUGUUGGGCCAGUUGAUGGAGAGAAGGCGGUUCUUACGGCGCAUCAAGCGCUGUUGAACCAGAGCCCCUACUUCCGCGACAUCUUCGAUGCCUGGGUCGAGGAUGGCAGUCCACGCGAGGUUGAGCUCACAGACUUUGACGUUGGCGCUGUCGGCUGUUUCCUCGAGUACCUCUACACCGGCGAAUACUUCCCCAAGAAGCUCCCCGGCCAGCGAGUUCUCGAAUCCGACCCCACGGUCCCCUCGGUCGACGGCAGCGGCGACCAGCUGCUGAAACACGCGCGAGUUUACACCUUGGCUGAGAAGUUUGGCGUGCCCGGACUCAAGACGCUCGCCAGCUCUAAGAUUCACUGCGUCAACUCGACCGUAAAGGGCGAGAUUGCCUACGCCCGCUACGUGUAUGCCUACACCAGCGACGACGAUACCGUUAUCCGCGCUCCCGUCGCAAGCUUCUGGGCGACACGAUCACACACUCUGCGGGCCGAGGCAGAGUCGGAGUUCAAGUCGCUAUGCUUGGAGCACCCUCAAUUCGGAUACGAUGUUCUCACUCGUGUCUUGGACGACAAGCUCAAGCGAGAACGCACUGAUAAGAUGCACCCCGCGUCAAGCAGCCACCGCAAGCGUGCUCGUCAUAGCAGCGGGGCUCGCGAGGUUUAA
This is a messenger RNA of Ilyonectria robusta, 882 nucleotides long. RefSeq lists its product as uncharacterized. The transcript has 3 exons. The coding region runs from base 1 to 882 and encodes 293 amino acids. Gene Ontology annotation, molecular function: protein binding. The record is from RefSeq and is a predicted model, not a curated record. Lineage: Eukaryota; Fungi; Ascomycota; Sordariomycetes; Hypocreales; Nectriaceae.